Molecule: messenger RNA, 1537 nt
Organism: Xenopus laevis (African clawed frog)
Lineage: Eukaryota; Metazoa; Chordata; Amphibia; Anura; Pipidae
Product: oocyte zinc finger protein XlCOF7.1-like
Exons: 2
Source: RefSeq, a predicted model, not a curated record
GUUGCCAUAAGGACUGGUCAGGUUUCCAUCUAUUUUUCCUUGGACGAGUGGGACUAUAUAAAAGGAAACAAGGACCUUUAUGAGGAUGGGAUAAAGGAGGAGCCUCAGCAGCUCCGCCCACUGGACCGUGACUAUGAAGGCCAGACAGAUAUAACCACUGAACUGGAAGGAGCAUUAUGCUGUAAUAAUACCACAAGCAAUAUUGGGGCUGAAGGAGCAGAUGUUUGUGCUGAAGGAAAUCUCACAAGCUCUGAAUCUUCUCCAGUGAAACAGCCGCCACCAGCCAAUCAGAUUAAAGAGGAAGCAGCUUCAUGGGAAGAGGGAAACCAAUCAGGUUGCAGCAUUAAAUUACUUAAAAAACCGAUAAAGGGAACAGAUACACCUACUCCUAUCAUGGGAUGCAGCCUGAAUAACAGCUUGUCAGCUAAUUAUGUAUCAAAUGGGAUUAAAGAGGAAGUGGUUUCAUGGGAAGAGAGUAACCAAUCAGAUUGCAGCAUUAAUCCACUUACAGAACAGAUACAGGGAAGAGAUACACCUACUCCUAUCAUGGGAUCCAGCCUGAAUAACAGCUUGUCUGAUAAUUAUAUAUCAAAUGUUAUUAAAGAGGAAGCAGUUUCCUGUGAGAGGGGAAACCAUUCACUUGCAGUACAGUUACUGGAAAGAGAGAAAUCUCCUCCUGCCAUGGAAUACAACCAUGUGAUAACAACGAAGUAUAGAAAAGACCUAAUUAAAUCCAUUUACGAGCCCCUUCAGGAAACAUUCACCGUACCGGAGAUCUGUAACUGUGCUGAGUGCUGUGUAUUGGACAGCAAUAGCCAAGAUCUUGUUACACAUCAGCCGAUUCACACGGGAGACAACCCGUUUCAUUGUAACGACUGUGGGAAAUGUUUUAAACGUCGCUCGUAUCUUAAAGUGCAUCAGAAGAUUCACACUGGAGAAAAACCGUAUUCGUGCUCUGACUGUGGGAAAUGUUUCACUCACCGUUCGUACCUGAGUGUCCAUCAGAAAAUCCACACGGGGGAGCGGCCGUACUCGUGCCACGAUUGUGGGAAAUCUUUCACCGACCGCUCGAGCCUCAAUGUCCAUAUAAGAAUUCACACGGGAGAGAAAACACACCCCUGUCCCGACUGCGGCAAGUGUUUUACACGGCGCUCAAACCUCAACGUCCAUCUGAAAAUUCACACCGGGGAGAAACCAUUUGUCUGCUCUGAGUGUGGGAAAUGUUUUGCUCAUCGCUCCAACCUGAAAGUACACAGAAGGAUUCACACCGGGGAGAAAGCUCACUCGUGCCCCGUGUGUGAGAGGAGCUUCACUGUACGCUCCACUCUCACUAUGCAUCAGAGAACUCACACACGGGAGAAACCAUUUGCUCGUCGAAGGGAACGCUUUAAACGCUGCUCGGACCUUAAUGUGCAUCACUAAUUGGUACUUUGCUUCAGACACGGGGAGGCACAUUGAUCAAGGGUCGAAUUUGAAUUCAUGUGAGUUGUUUAAAACUCCCAUAAACCCGAAAUUCGACCAAUCGAAAUGUAUUAAU